AUCGUUGCUUCUGUCAUCCCUAUCCCUAACUUGGGUGGCGAAAAAAAACUGAUUCGGAAUAUUGCGGAAAUUUAUAACGCGGAAAAGAAAUCUCCGUCUGAGACCGAACUCAUUUUGUAAAUUGAUUUUAAGCCAUUAAUUAAACCAUCUUUUAGAACGAUCCAUGCUCACAUGCGCGCUAGGAAAAUGAUAAGUCGAUAUCGGUAAGCGCGAUACAAGAAAUAAAAGUUAAUGAGGCAAAAGCAGAGUGCUAGAAAAAAGGCAUACAUACGCACGCUCGUCGACGUCGUCGUUGCGAAGGAAUAUAUGUAUCUGCAUGUUCGUGUGUAUGCGUCGUGUACACAUAAGUGUGGUGGCUGCAGCUUCUAGUAGAGUGUCGGAGUGCGUCUCCAUUCGCAUUCGUGGAGGGGGAGCAGAACUGGCAGACGAAACAGAAGGAAAGAUUGAUCAAGCGGCUGGAAGUGGGAGUGGAUGGGAGCAAGUGCGCGAGGCAUGGACGGCGGCGAUUAAAUGUUUUUUGGGAACAAAGACGUGAAAAUGAUUUGGCAUAGCAGAACCUCCACCAGCAGCGAAUCCGAGGGCUCCGCCGUAUCCACGAACAUCCAGCAACAACCGAAAACGAGCCCUGUACGUGAACUGUCCAAGUGUGUGUGCAUGUCUCUGCCGACGACGCAACAAAAAGAAAAACACAUUGGAAGGUAGCAGAACGACAGACAAAGCAUCAGGAACGGCCCCGAAGACAAUAGAGUGGAGAGAAGCAAAGCAUCAGCCAGUAGCGCCUUUGUGAAUAAUUCAUUUAAGACUCCCACAGAAUGGUCGUCGGCUCGAAUCACACGCGGCGCGGUGAAACUGGCAGCAGAUUUACGAACAGCAGCUCCAGCAGCAACGGGAACAGCGCCGCCAGCAGCACAAGCAGUGGCUCCACCUCUACCACCAGCUCAACGUCUUCAUUAGCUAGCAGCGAGGCGGCGGCGGCGGCUCUUUUGUCGUCAAUGUCCCAAAAAAGCCAAACGGCCGCCCAAGCACCACCCACAGCAAGCAGCCACCAUCAGCUGCAGCAACCGACGAUAGCGACGACGACGAACCACCAUCAACCCCAUCAUCCCCAUUACCAACAGCAGCAGUCACACAACCACCACCACCAGCAGCAUCAAUCCUCAAAUGGAAACGGAGUAGGAGGUGGAGCAGGAGUGGGUGGAGGUGGAGGUGGAGGAGGUUCCCUCAAUGGCUGUAAUGGCAGCGCCGUUAGUCGGCUAUCACAGUCCACUGGGAUGUCACCGCGGGAACUCUCGGAGAACGACGAUCUGGCAACAUCGCUCAUACUGGAUCCGCAUCUUGGCUUUCAAACCCACAAGAUGAAUAUACGCUUCCGCCCUCUUAAGGUUGACACGCAGCAUUUGAAGGCGAUCGUAGAUGACUUCAUCCACGGCCAGAACUAUGACGUGGCCAUACAGCGAAUCUACGAUGGCCCCUGGAUACCGCGCCACCUGAAGAACAAGAACAAGAUCGCCACAAAGCGGUUGCACGACCACAUUGUACGCUACUUGCGCGUAUUUGACAAGGACAGUGGGUUCGCCAUUGAGGCAUGCUACCGGUACUCCCUGGAGGAGCAGCGCGGGGCCAAGAUCAGCUCCACCAAACGCUGGUCCAAAAACGAAAAGAUCGAGUGCCUGGUUGGCUGCAUUGCCGAGCUGAGUGAGACCGAGGAGGCGGCCCUCUUGCACUCGGGCAAAAAUGACUUCUCUGUGAUGUAUAGCUGCAGAAAGAACUGCGCCCAACUCUGGCUGGGACCGGCGGCGUAUAUCAAUCACGAUUGUCGGGCUAACUGCAAGUUCCUUGCCACCGGACGCGACACGGCCUGCGUCAAGGUGUUGCGUGACAUCGAGGUGGGCGAGGAGAUCACUUGCUUCUAUGGUGAGGACUUCUUCGGGGACAGCAACCGCUAUUGCGAGUGCGAGACGUGCGAGAGACGUGGAAUGGGAGCCUUUGCCGGCAAGCACAACAGACAUUUGGAUGAUGCCACUGGCCUGGUGCUGGGUCUGACCUCGGGCCUGGGGCUGACCAGCGGCGGGGCUGGCAACGGUGGCGGCUACCGUCUCCGCGAAACCGACAACCGCAUCAAUCGCAUCAAGAGUCGCGCGAACUCGACCAACAGCACUUCGAAUAGCAACAGCAACACUAACGACUCCACCAGCACCAACGAUAGCAGCACCGCCAGCAAUGGAGUAGCCACAAUGGCAGUCCCCAUAUCCCAGCCAGCCGGACAGGCAGUGGGGGGUCGUGGAUCGGGCAAAGAGGCGGGCUCUGUGCCACCGGGAUCUGCAGCAGCAGCAGCAGCCGUAUCCUUGAUGGAGAAGAAGCUGCCAAAUUUGGUCGUUUCGCCCCUGACCAUGAAGGAGCUGCGUCAGAAGGGUAUGACCAAGUAUGAUGCUGAGAUGAUCAUGGCCAAUGCGGGCUACCAGCAACAGCAGCACCACCACCACCACCAUCAUCAUCAGCACUUUCUUCACCACCAUCACAACCACGGACAGCAUGCCAGCACCGGGGCCGAAGCCACAGCCGCCGUGCAGCAGCUGGCGAUGCAGAAGCCAGGGGUGGUACCGGUUACAUGCACUGGAGCAGUAGUAGGAGUAGGACAAGGUGCUUGUGCCGCUGGUGGAACCAUUACCUCCUCCAGCACGGAAUUGAACGGUCGCUCAAACACCCUGCGAAAGUCCAUCCGAGUAAACAGCACCAGCAGCAGCAUAUCCACAGCCUCCACGGACGAGGUGGUGGCAGCCAACGCCCCGUCAAUGCCCCUACCAUUGCCAUUGACAAUCCCAAUGUCUGCCAAGUCCGCUGUGGUGCUGGUGACGCGAUGCAAGCCGGCCAUGGCCAUUGCGGCGCUGCACCAGAGACAGCAGAGACAACUGCGGCGCAGCGAGCGGCAAACAAAUCGAGGUGGACAGAAGGAAAAGUCAUUUGGAAAAUAUAUGACGGACAGCGAGAGCAGCGACACCGACCAUCAGCGGAGUGAGCGUCAAGGGACGAAAGUGCGCGGAGGCGAGGAUCACCAGCCCACAAAAGUUUUCCUUAUGGAUGGUGAGCAGCAGCAGGAGAGGCGCGUGACGCGGAAUAGUGCGGGAAGAGCUGCCGCAGCAGCAGCAGCAUCGGCACCGGCAUCAGAAGGACUAGGACUUCUAGGCCUAGGGAGAUUAGCCACUGCCCAUAAUAGUAGUAAUGUAACAGCAGCAACAGCCACAACCACAUCCACAAGUAGCAUCAGCAGCAGCAAAGCAACCACGAUUACAAAUUGUAAUAAUCAUAAUAGUAAUGAUAGCAGUAGAAUUAAUCAUAAUUCUAAUCUUAGCGGUAGACAUAGUGUUAUAUCAAAGAAGCCACCACCAAGUGAGGCCUCAUCUAUACCCACAUCCACGUCCUCAGUUGAUGCGCAGUCCUCACACCAGUCUCAGCAGCAGAAGGCAACGCGUCGCAGCAACAGUCCCGCCUAUAAGAAGAAUCUUUUGGAUACCUUUAACCAGGCUCAACAGGCUUAUCCUCCUUCUCAUCUAUUGGCGGAAGAAGAUCCCCCCAAGCAGAAACGUAGUCGUCGAGCCGCUGCAUUGGCUGCAGCCCAGCACAUCCAUUGCGAGGCUUUCGGUGGACAGGUUGGAUUAGGAUUUGGACUGGGAGUAAGAGCAAGAGCAGGACCAGCAGCAACAGGCAGCUUGCGCAAAAGACAGCAACCAGCUAGUGCAGGAGCAGCAACAGGGGUAGCCAGCGAAAAAGCAUCCAUCAGCCUGUCCAACAGCAGCAGCAGCAUGGAGCCCCUUCUGAAGACUCCCGAGCGUCGGCUGAAGCUUACUCUGCGGAUGAAGCGUUCUCCGAUUCUGGAUGAAGUCAUUGAGCUCGGCACCAGCUUCAGCGACGAGCGGCAUCUGGCACGGCACAAUGGAGCUAUCGGCGGACGUAGUGCAGGCGUGACUGGAGCUAGCUUUGGAUCGGGUGGAGCGGUGGGCAGUGUCGAUGUGACAGGAGCAGAGGGGAUUGGCAUUGAGUAUGAGAUCCUACGCAUGGAAGGCAUCUCGGAGCAUGGCAACGAUGAUGACAUCGACGACGACGACGACGACAACGACGACAACGACGACAACGACGACAACGACGACAACGACGACGACGACGACGACGACGACGACGACGACGACGAAGACGACGACGACGACGACGACGACGACGACGACGACGACGACGACGACGACGACGACAAGGACGAUAAUGCAGAAGAUCUGCCCGCACAGGAUGCAGAGCAGCCACAGGUGCCGCUCGAAGCGGCCCCACCCAGUACCAUCCACUACGAGCCGCUUUCAAAGAAGCAGAAGAAGAAGCAGCGAGGCUGCAGUAGCCAGCGGCGGUCCCCGGAUCCCAGCUCGAGUAGCAGCAGCAUGUACGUGACACCCCAGAAAAAGCGACUCCGCUUAAUCUUCGGCAACGAGUCCCACACCAUUGACAUUCCACCAACGGGCGAAGGAGCAUGCGGAGCAGCGAAAGCUGGAGAAGAAGCCAGCGGAGUGGAUGACCUGAACAGUAGCAGCGGCGGAGUGAGUGCAAGCGACGACUCGUUUAAUGCAUCGUACGCCAGUAGCGGCACCAACAUGACGGUCAACACCUCCUCCCAGACGACAACCAGCAACAACAGUAGCGGUGUCGGGCCAGCUAUCCCCAUGUCUUCUGGCACGGGCAACGUGCAAGCAGAGGGCAUAGACUCCACGGCCAAGCUGGUAGCACCCGCUCAAACACCGCAGUCGCCGACAUCUUCGACCAGCGGCUCCUUUUAUUCGGCCUGUACCUCCACUACCAACACACCCUACUUCCCCAAAGGAAAGCGGCGUGGAGGAACAGGAACCGAGCCAGGCGAGGAAGCAUCCUACAUCAAUUACUAUCAGAGAAGUGGCUCAAAGCUACUUGGAAAAUACAGAGCCAUGAAGCCGAUAACUUCAAGCCCGGGCCAGGGGCAGGCUAUUGUGAGCAGCAGCAGCGGUAGUAGUGGUGUAGGAGCAGGACACGGAUUUCUGCCACAAUCGCUGACCAUUCCCAAGCACACCUUCGGAACUUGUGCCCUGCUGGCCCCCACCAGCUUUGCCAGUCUCCAGCAGCCGCCACCGCCUUCGCUGCAGCUUCAUCAACAGGCGAAGACUAGCGUGGCCACAUCAACGUCCGCCUCCUGCUCGCCGCCUGUGCAUAACCACCAUCAUCAUAGCCAACAGCACCAGAAUCCACAUCAUAACCACCAUAUACAGCAAUAACGAACGACUGAUCUCCAAGUAACUUGACUAAGAUCCGCUGACGCUGAGAGAAGAAAGCACGGGCAGAAAAAGAGGAAAAUGAAGAUAAAGAGGAGAACGAAUGAGAUGGAGAAGGAUGAGAAUAAGGAGAAUUUGCAUGCUGCUUGCGUCGUCGUUGCCUCUGCUGCUUUUCUGCCUUAACAUAAGCCGAUCAAAAAUCGAUCUGAUCCCCUACAGUCGCACGUCAGUUAUAUCCAUUAGCUUUAGCCAAGAUCCAUUACCCAUUGGUCCAACCCCCACCCAACCCCGGUGUCCAUGCAUUUUCACCUUGCGCCCUAUCAGCAUCAGAUUCAGUUCUAACCUCAAAUUUUGUAUAGGACCCAAGUCCCGUUUUAGCCCCUGCAUUAGUCCUGGUCAUAGUGCCAGGACCUGGUUCCCGCGUACCGGAUUCCCGCAUUCCGGGUUCCGCACACGAGUCCCGAAUCCUGGUCCCGGUCUUGGAUCCGUGGGUAGCGAAAACAAAACGAGAAUCAUGUGAAACAAAAGAACACAAGAAAUUGUAUCAACAUCAGAUUUUAGAGACACAGAGACAAAAGAAAAGAAGAACAAACGAAAAUCAAGUGAACUAUUUGAUUAUAACUUA
Drosophila miranda is the source of this 5904-nucleotide messenger RNA. It is a transcript of the gene Hmt4-20, whose product is annotated as histone-lysine N-methyltransferase Suv4-20. The transcript is spliced from 5 exons. Gene Ontology annotation, cellular component: nucleus. Gene Ontology annotation, molecular function: histone H4K20 methyltransferase activity; protein binding. Bases 813 to 5282 code for a protein of 1489 amino acids. NCBI's taxonomy places the organism in Eukaryota, Metazoa, Arthropoda, Insecta, Diptera, Drosophilidae. The record is from RefSeq and is a predicted model, not a curated record.